Messenger RNA from Penicillium angulare, 1944 nucleotides. RefSeq names its product serine/threonine-protein kinase. The transcript is spliced from 4 exons. NCBI's taxonomy places the organism in Eukaryota, Fungi, Ascomycota, Eurotiomycetes, Eurotiales, Aspergillaceae. Gene Ontology annotation, cellular component: cytoplasm. The record is from RefSeq and is a predicted model, not a curated record. Gene Ontology annotation, molecular function: protein serine/threonine kinase activity; ATP binding. The coding region runs from base 1 to 1944 and encodes 647 amino acids. Gene Ontology annotation, biological process: autophagy; peptidyl-serine phosphorylation.
AUGUCGCAACUCUCUGAUCUCGUCCAAGACGCCAAGCUGUCAACCAAGCUCGAUUCGGAAUUCACGACACACACCUUCCUCGAGUCGUCUUCGGUAGUGGGUCGACGGUCUAGGCGCCGAGAGCGAGAAGAAAUAUGGAGAAAAAAGAGAUAUCUCGGCAUUGGAACUUUUGGAACAACCUGGCAAGAGGAAUGCGCAACCGAUGGUAACGGUCAAUUGCGGGCUGUUAAGGAGGUUCGCAAGACUGCGAUUGGGGAUAAAUCAAUAGAUUACAAUCGGGAACUUGAAGCUACAGUCAAGUUUUCACAGCAGAAAUUUGAUGGAUGCUUUGUCAAGUCGCCCGGAUGGUUUGAGAACGAAGAAUCGGUUUUUAUAUGUAUGGAAUAUUUCCCACUUGGAAACCUCCAGCAAUACAUUGUUGAAGCUUUUCCAGAGGGGGAAACGCAGCAUAUGACUCUUCAGCUGCUUGAAGGUUUAGAUCUCAUGCACAGUAAUGGAUUUGCACAUCGCGAUUUAAAACCACAGAACAUUUUUGUUCUCUCUAAUAAUCCAGAAUGGUGGAUUAAGAUCGGUGAUUUCGGGCUCAACAAAAGAGUUCUACAGGGCUUGACGGGACUACAAACUUUCAACAGUGCGCCCGCAUUUACGGCCCCCGAGUCAUACAAGGCAACGUGGGAAAUAGAUUUAGACGAGCAGAGUAAAAGCUCAGACUUCGACCCGGAGGUUGAUAUCUGGUCAUUGGGUAUAAUCACCCACUACCUGCUUACAGGGAGACUUCCUUUCACUGGAAAGUACGACCUACUUGCAUACUAUGAGAACGAAUCAGUACUACCAUCGGAGAUUUUGAAUAAGUGUCAAUCUAGUGAGGACGCACUUGAAUUCCUGAAAGAUAUUCUCAAGUCUAGUCCUUCUGAUCGCCUCACGGCAAGAGACGCUUUAGAUCACACCUGGUUGGCGCCUUUGCUCCAUGACUCAGAACCAGAGGAGCCAGUCACAUCGCCAGCGUCAUUGACAGAGAAGACUAUACCGCCAUUACAGCCCCGGAAACCUAGGAACUCGUUAGAUAUUAUGCUACCGGGAACAAUUAACCUGUCAAGUACAUCGACAAUGCUUGGUCCAUCAACACCUUUAACACUGCCUUCGCCUCAGGGUCAAUUGGGCGACAAUGCUCCAUUGACAGAGAUGUUCCCACGGGGCAUACUUUCUCAACAGCAGCAACAACAACCAAAACAGUCGAUUCUGGCUUCUAAACAAGCCAACGACAACCAGAUACAAAUGCAAAGCAACAUGGGAAGCUCUGAAGUGGCCGACGAAGGGUAUAAACAGAUGCCAAACAAUGCUUCACGCCCACCCAGCGCCUUAAACCUAAUUAGCAACGUUCAUCCUCUCCAUCGCUCUGCUAUGGAGCCAGAAUCUCUCGUACAGUCUCAAAACAACGAAUCACAAAUGCACGACUCGUCUCUACGCCCUGCUCAUCUCCAUCAAGCAUCCCAGCUUUCCUCUGAGAUGUCUUCGAGCGAAGCAGGUAUCGAAACCCUUCCACCGUACUUUCGACGAGACUCGGAUGCAGCACCAAUUCCAAUAUCAGAUUUGGACUAUGAGAUGCCUCAGGCGGAAAGCCCCGUCGAGAGACAAGCAAGUGUAACGGAGAGUUCACGGGGAAGUCUCGAGCGACAUAGCUCGGAUAACAGAUUCUCAGAUAGGUUUCGUCGUGUUUCUGAAAGCAUGAUGCCCAAGCGGCACCAACAACGGUCUCAGGAUCUUGGGAAGAAGAGUGAUAAGAAUAUUGGGGUACCGUUAUCUCCGACCAGCUCGAAUUCCACGAAGGCGUCCAAUAGUAAGAGUGCCUCUCGAAAGAAGACCAAGUCUCAAAUUGUGGAAAUUCCUGGUCGUUCGCAGUUUGGUGAGGGACUACCACUCUUCCCUGUGCGAGUUAAGAGAUGA